UUGAAAGUAGGACCAGAAAGUUAUGGAAAUGAAGGCAAAAAUCAGAGUUUUGGCUGUGAAUUAGUUUCUAACGCAAAAGGUGACGCAAUCGAAUCAGCGAAUAAGAUAUCAGAGAAAGUCACAAAGAUUGCUGACGAAAGUGAUGAUAUUCCUACUCUUGAAGACACAAUUAAGCAACUUAAAGAAUUAUAUGAGGAACAGGAAAAGUAUACAGCUGAUUUCAAUCCAGAAUUAUAA
Trichomonas vaginalis G3 is the source of this 237-nucleotide messenger RNA. RefSeq lists its product as uncharacterized. The transcript has a single exon. The record is from RefSeq and is a predicted model, not a curated record. Lineage: Eukaryota; Parabasalia; Trichomonadida; Trichomonadidae.